GAUAACCCCAAGACCACCCUAUGGAGGUUACUGGAAAUAUAGAAUGGUAGCAACAUAUUCAUGUAAUAGUGGCUACUCAUUGAUUGGUGCAGACAAACUUGUUUGUACAAAGUCUGGAAAGUGGGACAACUUCCCACCGACAUGCAAAGCCAUCAGAUGUGAAAACCUCCUCAUUAUACAUAAUGGGAGAACCCCAAAACCACCCUAUGGAGGUUACUGGAAAUAUGGAAUGGUAGCAACAUAUUCAUGUAAUAGUGGCUACUCAUUGAUUGGUGCAGACAAACUUGUUUGUACAGAGUCUGGAAAGUGGGACAACUUCCCACCGACAUGCAAAGUUACCAUUAAAUAUAAUAAUAAUCCAUCAAUUAAUGAUGGGACACCUUCAAUAUCACACAAUGUUACACCUUGUGGUAACCCUGGGGAGAUUCCGAAUGGAUAUUAUAAGGCUCCAAAUAAAACAGUUGGAAAUAAAGUUACUUUUUAUUGUGACAUUGGAUACAAGAUGGUGGGUAAAGAUUAUCGACAAUGUACAGCAGAGGGAUGGGAUGGUGAGGUUCCAUCCUGUGAACCAAUAACCUGCAAUGACCCAGAAAAUAUUCCACAUGGAUAUUAUAGGACACCAAAUAAGGCAUUUGGAGCUAGAGUUACUUACUACUGUGACAUUGGAUACAAAAUAGUGGAUAGAGCUUAUCGACAAUGUACAUCUGAGGGAUGGGAAGGCGAUGUCCCAUCCUGUGAACCAAUAACCUGUGGUAACCCUGGAGAGAUUCAGAAUGGAUAUAAUAGUGCACCAAAUAAAACUAUUGGAAGUAAAGUAACUUUUUAUUGUGAUAUUGGAUAUACGAUGCUGGGUCGCGAUUAUCAGAAAUGUACAUUCAAUGGUUGGGAUGGUGAGGUUCCAUCCUGUGAACCAAUAAACUGCAGUGUCCCUGCUAAGAUUCUGAAUGGAUAUUAUGAGGUUGCAAAUAAGACAUUUGGAAGAAUAGUGACCUUUUAUUGUAAUGUUGGAUACAAGAUCGUGGGUAGAGAUUAUCAACAAUGUACAGCUGAGGGAUGGGUUGGUGAUGCUCCAUCCUGUGAAUCAAUAAAUUGUGGUGACCCAGGUUCAAUUCUAAAUGGAUAUUAUAAAGCACCAAAAUGGACAGUUGGAAGUAAUGUUACCUUUUAUUGUGACAUUGGAUACAAAAUUAUUGGCAGAGAUUAUCGACAAUGUACAGCUGAGGGUUGGGAUGGCGAGAUUCCAUUAUGUGAACCAAUAACCUGUGGUCAUCCUGGAGAGAUUCUGAAUGGGCACUAUAAGACUCUAAAUGAGACAGUUACAAAGAAAGUUACUGUUUAUUGUGACUUUGGAUACAAGCUGGUGGGUAGAGCUUAUCGACAAUGUACAGCAGAGGGGUGGGAUGGUGAUGACCCAUCCUGUGAACCAAUAAACUGUGGUGACCCUGGUUCAAUUCCGAAUGGAUAUUAUAAAGUAUCAAAUUGGAAAGUUGGAAGUAAUGUUACUUUUUAUUGUGACAUUGGAUACAAAAUUAUUGGCAGAGAUUAUCGACAAUGUGCAGCUGAGGGUUGGGAUGGCGAGAUUCCAUCAUGUGAACCAAUAACCUGUGGUCACCUUGGAGAGAUUCCGAAUGGGCAAUAUAAGGCAUUAAAUGAAACAGUUCCAAAUAAAGUUAUUUUUUAUUGUGAUACUGGAUACAAGGUAGUGGGUAGAGCUUAUCGACACUGUACAGCUAAGGGAUGGGAUGGUGAUGACCCAUCCUGUGAACCAAUAAACUGUGGUAACCCUGGUUCACUUCCGAAUGGAUAUUAUAAAGCACUAAAUUGGACAAUUGGAAGUCAUGUUACCUUUUAUUGUGACAUUGGUUACAAACUUAUCAGCAGAGAUUAUCGACAAUGUACAGCUGAGGGUUGGGAUGGUGAGGUUCCAUUGUGUGAACCAAUAACCUGUGGUUACCCUGGAAAGAUUCUGCAUGGGCAUUAUAAGGCUCUAAAUGAAACAGUUCCAAAUAAAGUUAUUUUUCAUUGUGAAUUUGGGUUCAAGAUGUUGGGUAGAGCUUAUCGACAAUGUACAGCUGAUGGUUGGGAUGGUGAUGUCCCAACGUGUGAACCAAUAAACUGUGGAAACCCUGGUUCAAUUUUGCAUGGAUAUUAUAAAGCAUCAAAAUGGACAGUUGGAAGUAAUGUUACAUUUUACUGUGACAUUGGAUACAAAAUUAUUGGGAGAGAUUAUCAGCAAUGUAUGGUUGAUGGUUGGGAUGGAGAGGUCCCAUCCUGUGAACCAAUAACCUGUGGUAACCCUGGGGAGAUUCUGAAUGGACAUUAUAAAACAUCAAAUGAAACUGAUGGAAAUAAAGUGUUUUAUUAUUGUGACUUUGGAUACCAGAUAGUGGGUAGAGAUUAUCGGCAAUGUACAGCUGAGGGUUGGGAUGGUGAUGUCCCAUCCUGUGAAUCAAUAACCUGUGGUAACCCUGGUGAGAUAGUGAAUGGAUAUUAUAAUGCACCAAAUAAGACAGUUGGAAAUAAUGUUACUUUUUAUUGUGACAUUGGAUACACUAUGCUGGGAAAUGGUUAUCGGAUAUGUACACCCAAUGGUUGGGAUGGUCAAGUUCCAUCCUGUGAAUUAAUAAACUGUGGUAACCCUGGCGAAAUUCCAAAUGGAUAUUAUGUAGCCUCAAAUGAUACAGUUGGAAAUAAAGUGACCUUUUAUUGUGACAUUGGGUACAAGAUGGUGGGCAGAGAUUAUCGACAAUGUACAGCUGAAGGAUGGGUUGGGGAUGUUCCAUCCUGCGAACCAAUAAACUGUGGUAACCCUGGUUCACUUCCAAAUGGAUAUUAUAAAGCAACAAAUUGGACAACUGGCAGUAAUAUUAUCUUUUAUUGUGAUAUUGGUUACAAAAUUAUGGGCAGAGCUUAUCGACAAUGUACAGCUGAGGGUUGGGAUGGUGAGGUUCCAUCAUGUGAACCAAUAGCCUGUGGCCACCCUGGAGAGAUUCUGAAUGGGCAUUAUCAGGUUCUAAAUGAGACACUUGCAAAUAAAGUUAUUUUUCAUUGUGAUGUUGGGUACAAGAUGGUGGGUAGCGCUUAUCGACAAUGUACAGCUGAGGGGUGGGAUGGUGAUGUCCCAAUCUGUGAACCAAUAAAUUGUGGACAUCCUGGCUCAGUUAUGAAUGGAUAUUAUAAAGCAUCACAAUGGACAGUUGGAAGUAUUGUUACCUUUUAUUGUGACAUUGGAUACAAAGUUACUGGCAGAGAUUAUCGACAAUGUACAGCUGAGGGUUGGGAUGGUGAAGUUCCAUCCUGUGAACCAAUAACCUGUGGUAACCCUGGGGAGAUUCUGAAUGGACACUAUAUGACACCAAAUGAAACAGUUGGAAAUAAAGUGUUUUUCUAUUGCGACUUUGGAUACAAGAUAGUGGGUAGAGAUUAUCGACAAUGUACAGCUGAAGGUUGGGAUGGUGAUGUCCCCUCCUGUGAACCAAUAAGCUGUGGAAACCCUGGUUCAAUUCUGCAUGGAUAUUAUAAAGCAUCAAAAUGGACAGUUGGAAGUAAUGCUACUUUUUAUUGUGACAUUGGAUACAAAAUUAGUGGUAGAGAUUAUCGACAGUGUACAGCUGAUGGUUGGGAUGGUGAGGUUCCAUCCUGUGAACCAAUAACCUGCGGUAACCCUGGGGAGAUUCUGAAUGGACAUUAUAGAAUGAUAUCAAAUGAGACUGUUGGAAAUAAAGUAUUUUUUUAUUGUGACUUUGGAUUCAAGAGAGUGGGUAGAGAUUAUCGACAGUGUACAGCUCAGGGUUGGGAUGGUGAUGUCCCAUUCUGUGAACCAAUAACCUGUGGUAGCCCUGGUGAGAUAUUGAAUGGAUAUUAUAAUGUGCCAAAUAAGACAGUUGGAAGCAAAGUUAUUUUUUAUUGUGACAUUGGAUUCACAAUGCUGGGUAACAAUCAUCGGAAAUGUACAACUGAGGGUUGGGAUGGUGAAGUUCCAUCCUGUGAACCAAUAAACUGUGGUAACCCUGGUGAAAUUCAGAAUGGAUAUUACAUAGCCUCAAAUGACACAGCUGGAAAUAAAGUGACCUUUCAUUGUGAUGUUGGAUACAAGAUGGUAGGCGGAGACUAUCGACAAUGUACAGCUGAGGGAUGGGUUGGGAAUGUUCCAUCUUGUGAACCAAUAAACUGUGGUAACCCAGGUUCACUUCCAAAUGGAUAUUAUAAAGCAUCAAAUUGGACAGUUGGAAGUAAUAUUACCUUUUAUUGUGACAUUGGAUACAAAAUUAUUGGCAGAAAUUAUCGACAAUGUACAACUGAGGGUUGGGACGGCGAGAUUCCAUCAUGUGAAUCAAUAACCUGUGGUCACCCUGGAGCGAUUCUGAAUGGACAUUAUAAGGUUCUAAAUGAAACAAUUCCAAAUAAAGUUAUUUUUUAUUGUGACUUUGAAUACAAGAUGGUGGGUGGAGCUUAUCGGCAAUGUACAGCUGAGGGAUGGGAUGGUGAUGUCCCAACCUGUGAACCAAUAAACUGUGGAAACCCUGGUUCAAUUCUGCAUGGAUAUUACAAAGCAUCAAAAUGGACAGUUGGAAGUAAUGCUACUUUUUAUUGUGACAUUGGAUACAAAAUAAUUGGCAGAAAUUAUCGACAGUGCACAGCUGAUGGUUGGGAUGGUAUGGUUCCAUCCUGUGAAGCAAUAAUCUGUGGCAACCCUGGAGAGAUUCUGAAUGGACAUUAUCAGACACCAAAUGAUACAGUUGGAAAUAAAGUGUUUUAUUAUUGUGACUUUGGAUACAAGAUAGUGGGUAGAGAUUAUCAACAGUGUACAGCUGAGGGUUGGGAUGAUGACGUUCCAUCCUGUGAACCAAUAACCUGUGGCAACCCUGGCGAGAUAUUGAAUGGAUACUAUAAUGCACCAAAUAAGACAGUUGGAAAUAAAGCUACCUUUUAUUGUGAUAGUGGGUACACAAUGCUGGGUAAUGGUUAUCGGAAAUGUACACCAGAGGGUUGGGAUGGUGAGAUUCCAUCCUGUGAACCCAUAAGUUGUGGUAACCCUGGGGAAAUUCUGAAUGGACAUUACAAGGAGGCAAAUGAGACACUUGGAAAUAAAGUUAUUUUUUAUUGUGACUUUGGAUACGAGUUGGUGGGUAGAACUUAUCUUCAAUGCACAGCUGAGGGGUGGGAUGGUGAUGUCCCAUCCUGUGAAACAAUAACAUGUGGUAACCCUGGAGAGAUCCUGAAUGGAUAUUACAGUGCUCCAAAUAAAACAUUUGGAAAUAUGGUUCAUUUUUAUUGUGAUAUUGGAUACUCAAUACUGGGUAGAGAUUAUCGGCAAUGUACAACUGAGGGUUGGGAUGGCAAGGCUCCAUCUUGCGAACCAAUAAACUGUGGUAACCCUGGCAAGAUUCCGAAUGGGUAUUAUGAGGCACCAAACAACACAAUUGGAAAUAAAGUGAUUUUUUAUUGUGAUGUUGGGUACAAAUUGGUGGGUAGAGAUUAUCGACAAUGUACAGCUAAGGGAUGGGAUGGUGAUGUUCCAGCUUGUGAACCAAUAAACUGUGGAAACCCUGGUUCAAUUCUGAAUGGAUAUUACAAAGCAUCAAAAUGGACAGUUGGAAGUAAUGUUACAUUUUAUUGUGAAGUCGGAUACAAAAUUAUUGGCAGACAUUACCGACAAUGUAUGGCUGAUGGGUGGGAUGGUGAGAUUCCAUCCUGUGAACCAAUAAUCUGUGGUAACCCUGGGGAGUUUCUGAAUGGACAUUAUAAGACACCAAAUGAGACAGUUGGAAAUAAAGUGCAUUUUUAUUGUGACUUUGGAUACAAGAUAGUGGGUAGAGGUUAUCGGCAAUGUACAGCUGAGGGUUGGGAUGGUGAUGUCUCAUCCUGUGAAUCAAUAACCUGUGGUAACCCGGGUGAGAUUCUACAUGGGUAUUAUAAUGCACCAAAUAAAACAGUUGGAAAUAACGUUACAUUUUACUGUGACUUUGGAUAUGCAAUGCUGGGUCGUGAUUAUCGGAAGUGUACACCUGAGGGUUGGGAUGGUGAGGUUCCAUCCUGUGAACCAAUUAACUGUGGUAACCCUGGCAAUAUUCUGAAUGGAUAUUAUGUGGAACCAAAUGUCACAGUUGAAAAUAAAGUUACCUUUUAUUGUAAUGCUGGAUACAAGCUUUUGGGUCGAGAUUAUCGGCAAUGUACAGCUGAGGGAUGGGAUGGUGAUGUUCCAUCCUGUGAAUCACAAAGUGCACUUGUAGGAAUGACUGCUGGAAUUAACAUGGGUGUUGUUGCUGUCCUUGGCUUCAUUUUUUGUGUCGCAUGCUGUUAUCGAAAACGAUCAUUAUCAAACAAAGGGGAAUAUCAUCUUGCCAGCAGUAUUCCCAUGAGCUCUGAUGACAACCAAAUGGGCCCUCAUUCUGAUUCCUGUAAUCGUCCAGUAUAAUUGUUGAAGAUUUCAAAUUGAAAAAGUAGAUCAAGAGACUUAAAGGGAUCUUUAUCCAAAAUAUAGCUUUCCGCAGUCUCCCCUCUAAAACAAUUCAAAGGACAUAUGUUGAAUCCUCAUCCGCUUUAAAGGAAAUUUGGAACUACAUGUAACAACAAUAACAUUUUAAUAAAACAGUCUGAAUUUAUUUAGUUUGUUCUGGAAAUCAGUGCAGUAGCAACUACAAUGCACAAUCGAUAGAAAGAUAUUUCUUUGGGCAUUUAAGAUAGUUUAACGAUUGUUAUUGUGAAAAUUAUGUGCAAUGUUACAUUUAUUUUAAUACAUCUUCACCACUUGGUCACUGCAUUGUUUCCAAAAAGGCAAAAAGAAUCAGACUUGAGCUGUAAACAAAAAAAACAAGGAACUGCAGAUGCUGAAAAUCAGAAGCAAAAUCAGAUAUUACUGGAAAAAUUCAGCAAUUCUGGCAGCAUCAUGGAGAGACAGCAGAGAUAAUGUUUCAGGUGCAGUGAGCAUUCUUCAGAACAGAACAGAUAUUUCUGUUGAUCUGGAUCCAAAAUUUUGUCUGCACAGAUGCUACCAGAACUGUUGAGUUUUUCCAGCAGUUUCUGAUUUUGUUUCAGGCUUGAACUGAUUGACUUCCUGUGGGAAAUACCCAGCUCAGUAAAAUAAUAAAGUUUGAUAUUGACUAGUUAGGAGUAAGAGAAGAAUAUCUUUGCCACAUUUGUUUUUGAUCUUGAGGAUAUGAUAAAUGAUAGUGUUUGUAUAUAUUACCAACAUGAAAGCAAAAUAUUCUGUAUGCUGGAGAUUUAAAUUUUUUUAAAAAGUGCUGCAGAAACUCUAAGUGUCUGGUGGAAUGUGUUGCAAGAGAACCGGAACCCAAUAUAACUUUUUAGAGCUGUAUAUAUCAUACUAGUUUUUAAAAAAAAUAAAUUUGUAAAACUUGUUUACAGAAACGUUUUUUGUAUUUUAACAUUUGUUUUCUGUUGGUUCAGAUGCUUUCAUUUUGCUUCCACAAAGAGCUUAUAUUUCUAGCAACCACAUAGUCUAAGCAAUCUUUGAAUUUCAUUGGUGAUAGAUAUCUGAAGAUAACCACAAUUUAAAUAUUUGAUUUUGUCUGAAAUAUUUUUCACCAGUAAAUAUGGUGGAAACCACACAAUUGGCUAACUCAUUUUUCAAAAUCUUAGAACUCAUAUCAUGUUUCCAUGGUAGCAACACAUCAAAUUAAUGAUACUGGGCUCAACAAUGGUAUAUCUCCUUUUUAAACAAACAGCACAAAUUGUUUGAGACAGUUGUCUUGUCAGCUGAUGAGAGACCCCUUCUGCUUUUGCUAGGGAAAGUCUAUUGAAUCACACAUGAAAUAGAUAAUGGAAAAGCUAAAGGAACUAUCAUAGCUCCAUCCCGUGAAAUCUUUAAGACACAACAUUACAUUAAUUCCAUGAGAAGUUUUCAUUGUCAGGGCUGUCAUUCAGCAGAUCAUGCCUAGUUAAGCUUGCAAAAGUAAUAUAAAUAUUCAUAGCAUAUGGAUAUUCAUCUGUAAUGCUGAUACUAGAAAAAAUGCAGUUUUUUAAAGUUCUUUUUUAUCAUGUUAAUGCCUCUGGUAAGGCUUGUCAUUAAGAUAAUGUAAUUUCUUUCACCUCAAAUGCUUCCAUGCUUCUUGCAAUAAAACUCUGAAUAUUCAUUCAUGAUUUUAUUAUGGUAUUGAAGUUUGUAGAUAAUAUUUUUAAUAACUUCUGAACCUGAAUGCCAAAUCACAAUGUAAUUCCGCAACAUUCAGCUUCCUCAGUUCAAAGUAUAAAACAAUCCUAAAAGAAAAUGUUUGUAAUAUGUCUUGCAUUUCUGCUUUAAUUUCCAUAAAUGUUUGCUUUAAUGCUUAGAAAACAUUUUAAAAAGCACAUAACUUCAUACUGUUCAAGCAGCUAGUUACAUUUUAAAGUUGUAAAUCUGCGGGUAUUUGAUUUUUACCAAAUGUCAGGUUAACAGGUUUCUUUUGUGAUGUUUUACUUACAUUCUAUUUCAGCCUGCCUUGCUGUUAUAGUAAAAAGAUUUGAAUAAUUAAUAAACACAUGUGGGUUAUGUGUACAUUGGUUUUGUGUGUUUGUGAACAAAUUUAAAUAAAAGUGAUGUAACCUUUUCUUAAAA
Molecule: messenger RNA, 8557 nt
Organism: Chiloscyllium plagiosum (whitespotted bambooshark)
Lineage: Eukaryota; Metazoa; Chordata; Chondrichthyes; Orectolobiformes; Hemiscylliidae
Source: RefSeq, a predicted model, not a curated record